Messenger RNA from Thlaspi arvense, 3597 nucleotides. Lineage: Eukaryota; Viridiplantae; Streptophyta; Magnoliopsida; Brassicales; Brassicaceae. The record is from the annotation of a GenBank genome assembly.
AUGGAAUUAAGAAUCGGUUUGCAUUUCGGUUUUAAGCUUCUCUUCCACAAGGGCAAAAGCAUCUGGGGAUUAGCAACAAUGGCUGACCUCAAAGAGCGGUUGCUUCCUCCAAGGCCUGCUUCAGCUAUCAACCUCAGAGGCGAUGCAGCGUCUCGGCCUUCUGCAUCAGGGAGACAACCUCUCCUUGGAGUUGAUGUUUUGGGCCUGAAGAAGCGUGGACAAGGGCUUAAGUCGUGGAUCCGUGUUGAUACCUUUGCCAAUACACAGGUCAUUGAGGUCGACAAGUUCUCAAUGAUGCGUAGAUGCGACUUGCCAGCACGUGAUUUGCGCCUGCUUGAUCCUUUGUUUGUGUAUCCGUCUACUAUCCUGGGCCGAGAGAGAGCUAUUGUUGUAAACUUAGAGCAGAUCCGUUGUAUUAUUACUGCGGAUGAGGUUUUGCUCUUGAAUUCCCUCGACAACUAUGUGCUUCGGUAUGUGGUUGAGCUGCAGCAGAGACUAAAAGCAAGUGCUGUAGGUGAGGUUUGGAAUCAGGACAGCCUCGAACUGAGCAAGAGGAGGAAUAGGAGUUUAGACAAUACGUUUCAAAACUCGUCCCCUGAUUAUUUACCUUUCGAGUUUAGGGCUCUUGAAAUUGCCCUCGAAGCUGCUUGUACCUUCCUUGAUUCCCAGGCUUCAGAGUUAGAGAUCGAGGCAUAUCCAUUAUUGGAUGAGCUUACCUCAAAGAUCAGUACUUUAAACCUGGAGCGUGUGCGUAGACUGAAGAGCAGACUUGUAGCAUUGACGAGAAGAGUUCAGAAGGUUCGGGAUGAGAUUGAACAGUUAAUGGACGACGAUGGGGAUAUGGCGGAAAUGUAUCUAACCGAGAAGAAGAAGAGAAUGGAAGGAUCUGUAUAUGGUGAUCAGUCCUUGCUUGGCUACAGAUCAAAUGAUGGUGUUUCUCUCUCUGCACCAGUUUCUCCUGUUUCUUCUCCUCCUGAUUCCCGGAGACUUGAGAAAAGCCUGAGCAUUGCGAGGAGCCGGCAUGACAGUGCAAGAAGCUCAGAAGGCGCAACCGAGAACAUAGAGGAGCUAGAGAUGCUGCUUGAAGCGUACUUUGUUGUCAUCGAUAGCACUCUCAACAAGCUAACCUCGUUAAAGGAGUACAUCGAUGAUACUGAGGAUUUUAUCAACAUUCAAUUGGAUAACGUGCGGAAUCAGCUGAUCCAGUUCGAACUGCUGCUAACUACUGCGACAUUUGUUGUAGCCAUCUUCGGGGUUGUAGCCGGGAUCUUUGGGAUGAAUUUCGAGAUAGAUUUCUUUGAAACGCCAGGCGCUUUCAAAUGGGUUUUGACCAUUACCGGAGUCUGUGGUCUUCUUGUAUUCUUGGCUUUCGUCUGGUUCUACAAACAAACUUCAGUGAAACGAAACAGAGUCUGCAAAACGGUUUCCAAAGUGGGGAGGCUGAGAAAAGAGAUUGGAGGUAACUACUUCUCAGAGGUCGAAGAUGAUGAGAGACGGGCUUUUCGAGCUUUGUCAGCUUUUUCCAAGAAGCUAACGCGAACGCCACCAUUGUGGAUUGUUCAACAUCGAUACCUGCUACGUGCAGUGUUAACAUCGUCUUCUUACUCAUCUUCACACAUUGCUUCUUUCUCUUCAGCAUUUCAUCGAGCGGGUCUUGUGCAUUCUCAGAUCUUUAGCCAUGUCCCACAAUUUGUCUCGUCCAAUGGAUUCUCCACCCAAAUCACCUCCGAGACAUUUGCUAUCAAGCAAGCACUUGCUCCGCUGGAACAUGGUCUGGUUGAUUUAAUCAGACAGGUCUCGGAGCUAGAGUCGGAGGCCGAUGCCAUGGCUUCUCUAGAGGAGUCAUCCUUUGAUCUCGAUCAUGAUUCUCUCUACUCUUUAAUCUGGGAACUAAGAGAUGAAUGGAGGCUUGCCUUUCUGGCAUUCAAAUGGGGAGAGAAGCGCGGCUGCGAUGAUCAGAAAGCUUGUGACUUGAUGAUCUGGGUGUUGGGUAAUCAUCAAAAGUUCAACAUAGCUUGGUGUUUGAUCCGUGAUAUGUUUCAUGUUUCAAGGGAUACUAGAAAGGCCAUGUUUCUCAUGAUGGACAGAUAUGCUGCUGCUAAUGAUACUAGCCAAGCUAUUCGGACAUUCGAUAUCAUGGAUAAGUUUAAGCACAUUCCUGAUGAUGAAGCGUUUCAAGGAUUGCUGUAUGCUUUGUGUAGACAUGGGCACAUUGAAAAAGCUGAAGAGUUCAUGCUUGCAAGCAAAAAGCUCUUUCCGGUGGAUGUUGAAGGAUUCAACAUCAUUCUUAAUGGUUGGUGUAACAUUUGGACUGAUGUGACUGAAGCCAAGAGGGUUUGGCGAGAGAUGGGGAAUUACUGUAUCACGCCUAACAAGGACUCUUACUGUCACAUGAUCUCUUGCUUCUCUAAAGUUGGGAACCUUUUCGAUUCUCUCAGGCUCUACGACGAAAUGAAGAAACGAAGGUUGGCUCCAGGGAUUGGAGUUUACAAUUCUUUGGUUUAUGUGUUGACCCGUGAGAAUUGCUUUGAUGAAGCUAUGAAGCUUAUGGAAAAGAUGAAGGAGGAAGGGUUAAAGCCAGAUUCAGUCACCUACAACUCGAUGAUACGGCCCCUUUGUGAGGCUGGAAAGCUGGAAGAAGCAAGGAAUGUAUUGGCGACCAUGAUAAGAGAGAACCUAAGCCUAACAGUUGAUACGUUUCAUGCAUUCAUUGAGGCUGUAAAUUUCGAUCAGGCUUUAGAGGUUUUUGGCCAAAUGAAGCUCUCUUGUUUAGGUCCUAGAGAAGACACCUUUCUCCUCGUUCUUGGAAAAUCAUUCAGGGAAAAACAACCUGAAAAUGCUCUGAAGAUGUGGGCAGAGAUGGGUCGUUUUGAGGUAGCGGCUAGUCCUGCUCUUUACCUGGCUACAGUACAGGGCCUUUUGACAUGCGGGUGGCUCGAAAAGGCCAGAGAGAUAUAUGCAGAUAUGAAAUCAAAAGGAUUCCCAGGAAAUCCUAAGCUCCAGAAGAUUCUUGAGGAGCAAAAGGUGAAGGAGUUCAAAAAUAGCAAGAGGAAAGAUGUUCAAAAAAUGGCUUCUCGGGGAGGCAACAAAGGUGAACGAUCAAUAUAUAAAAAAGAAACUGAUAGGGGUAAGACUUGAUGAAGAUUGAGAUCAAACGAUCACUCAAGUAAACUUGUUUCUCAGACCUCGUGGUCUUCCGAACUGUGAUACAUGCUGAUUCAGGAAUCUCUUUCCGGAUUACAUGAAAGACGUUAGAAACUAGUUUGAUUCUUGAUUGUUAUAGGCAAACACGUCCACGCAUCGCUGCACGCUCAAGUACAGGAAGUCAGAGUACAAUGUGUUUAUGAUAUGAAUUAGACCGCUCAACAGCCAAAGGCUGAGUUCAGUGUGUUUCAAAGGCAAGAUCUAUAGAGCUCUCUCAUUGUACAUUUUCCAGUUUGUCGUUUUCUGUGUUCUUUUGUCCUAUGACUUUGUUUUUCUAGAAUUCUUCUGUGUUGAUUGAUACGGCCUUGGAUUCUUUUGAGUGUUGCAAUGUUCAUGCCAUAUUUUAAGGAGUCACUAUUUUCCAUCAUCAAGAAAGUAAUGGGUCCCUUGAUU